AUGGAUAAUAAAAUAAUAUAUUUGACAGAAUUAGAUUCAUCAGUUGAUAAAUCAGAACCUUUUGUAAUGGGUAUUGAUGAAGCAGGUAGAGGACCAGUAAUGGGUCCAAUGGUAUAUGGUUGUUGUUAUGCACCAAUUUCGAAAUCUACAACUUUAAAAUCAAUGAAAUUUAAUGAUUCAAAGAAAUUAACAGAACAACAAAGAGAUCAAUUAUUUGAUAAAAUGGGAGAAUCAAAUAAAAUUUUAGCAUAUGAAACAGAUGUAAUUACUGCAGAGAUAUUAUCAGAGAAAAUGUUAUAUAAGAAACCAAUAUCAUUGAAUGUUAUAUCACAUGAAUCUGCAAUAGGAUUAAUUAGAUCCGUUUUGAAAAAGGGAGUCAAUGUUCAAGAGUUAUAUUUGGAUACAGUUGGACCACCAGAUAAAUAUCAAUUAAUGUUAAAGAAAUUGUUUCCAGAGAUUGGUAAAAUCAUUGUUUCAAAGAAAGCCGAUAGUUUAUAUCCAAUCGUUAGUGCUGCAAGUAUUGCUGCUAAAGUGGUUAGAGACUUUGAAAUUACAAAUAAAAAUUUCGAUUAUUUAAAUAUUUAUGAUCAAGAUGAACAAUUAUCUACAGAUUUUGGAUCUGGUUAUCCUAGUGAUCCUCUCUCAAAGAAAUGGUUAGUCAAGAAUAGAGAUAAGGUAUUUGGGUAUCCUAAUUUCAUUAGAUUCAGUUGGAAGACCACUGAAACCGCUAUGAGAGGUGCUUGUUUUGGUGUAGAUUGGGUAUUGGAAAAUGAUAAAUUAAAACAACACUUUCAAGAGAAUCAAAAUGAUAAAAAAAGAUUUAUGUUUUUUAAAGAGAAUAAUAUAGAGAAUUGUAUAAAUGAUUUUUAA
Molecule: messenger RNA, 870 nt
Organism: Dictyostelium discoideum AX4
Lineage: Eukaryota; Evosea; Eumycetozoa; Dictyosteliales; Dictyosteliaceae
Gene: rnaseh2a
Product: ribonuclease H2 subunit A
Exons: 2
Coding region: 1-870 (289 amino acids)
Source: RefSeq, a predicted model, not a curated record